This is a messenger RNA of Malania oleifera, 2021 nucleotides long. RefSeq names its product protein RADIALIS-like 4. Gene Ontology annotation, molecular function: DNA-binding transcription factor activity. The coding region runs from base 522 to 824 and encodes 100 amino acids. The record is from RefSeq and is a predicted model, not a curated record. The transcript is spliced from 2 exons. Lineage: Eukaryota; Viridiplantae; Streptophyta; Magnoliopsida; Santalales; Ximeniaceae.
AAAGCCAAAAAGCGAAAAAACAAGGCGAAAACAAAACAGAAGAAGCGAACAAAAGAACAGAAGAUUUGCAGAUAGAAUUUGCGACUCCGUAAGUCGUAACAGAUAUUUGAAACCCAAGGAGUCCGGGUUUCGUUUUUAUUUUUUAUUUUUUUAUAUUAAAUAUUAUGUUUGGUGGAGAAUCUGGUCAAGAGAAUCAAAUCCACUCGCGGAAAGAGAUUCUUCCUGUGAUUCCUCUUCUUCUUCGACGACCGACUAGCUAGAAUGUGAAUCGACAGCUGGGUCACCCUUAUUUCCCCCGGAAAAUCUUCAGAAGGUGAAAUUAACUACUGGGUCAUCCUCAUUUUCCAGGAAAAUCAAGGUUCGAGAGAUUCAAAAGCGUCUACCGCGUGGAUUAACAUUUGGGUCGCUCUUACUUUCCCAGGAAAAUCAAGCGAUUCAAAAGGGUCGAUCCAGUGCGGUGAAUCAACCACUGGGUCAUCCUUAUUUUCUCGGGAAAAUCAAGGGAACCGGGAGGUGGAGUGAUGGAAGAUUUUCCGAGGGUGCUGUGCGGGUGGAGUUGGGAGGAGAACAAGAAGUUCGAGGUGGCUCUGGCUGUGGUUGACGAAGGAGACCCGCAUCGGUGGGAGGCUGUGGCUGCCAUGGUUGGAGGGAAGAAGAGCGCAGAGGAUGUGCAGAAACAUUAUGUGAUCCUUCUGCAAGAUUUGCAAUUGAUCGAAUCCGGCGAGCUUGAUCAUAAACUGGGAGAGGGUCAAGCUCAGGAUCAGCCCUGUGUUCAAGUUGGAUGCACUUGGAAUGAUGAAGAUAACAGGGUAAUGUUUGGUUAGCCUCAUUCUUCUUUAGGUUUCUCUGUUCAUUUCUGUAACCACAAUUGUCCAAUUUGCUCCUACUCUGUUUAAUUAAGCAAGUCUGGGUCUCUCAUCAUUCAUGACCAUAGAAGUUGCAUAUUUUACUCUGAAAGAAUCCCAACUCCCAAUACCUUUCUUCGCAUCGUUACAGAUUGAAGUGUCAAAUUGCUGAUAUACUUACUUUUUCAUUCUUGGGAAAAUAUACAUUGCAUUUUCAUAUAAGUAGGCAUUUUUUCUUUGUCAGAAUUCUGAAACUCCAGUCCAAAUUAAGUGAUGUUGGCUACAACAAUCCUGUUUGUUUUGCUGGCCCAAUUUAUCUAAUAACAUUAUUUCAGUGCUACAUCUACUUAAGUCUGUCCAUUUCUUCUCACCCUUUCAGCAUUUCUUAUCCUUUGCACUUUAACUUUUCUUUGAUUCAAUACCUCACAGCAAUUUGUUAGCUGAGAACUUGGAGAGUAUAUAUGUUGAACUUUUUUGCUGCUAUACAAUAAACCCUAGUUAAUCUUUCUCCAUUGGGUCCAUAUCUUCAUCAGCCUUAUUUUUGACUACAGGCCAUCGCCCAUGCUUUGAGCUGUUAAUUGUGAAAACACAAUACAAAAUUAUGAAACAUCCCAAAAAAUCUACUCAAACCCAAAUCCAAGACCUAAAAUUUGUACUCCCAACCGCAGCCUAAGCCUUCUUUGCAUGAAAAAGCGAUCAUUCCUAUCAUAUUUUAGCAUGAACUUAUGCUGCUGCAUUUGGGAUCAUGGAUUUCAUGGGAUUUAAAUGUUGUAUAAGGUGAUUGUUUGAUUUUCUGGGGGUUUAGUAUUUUGAGAGCAUUUGUCUGUGACUACAGCUUGCUGCUGCAACUGGACAUAAACUGAUGGGGAGCGUGAGUGAUUUUCCAUCUAUUCAUCAGAGCAGUUUGUUCCUCAUUUGAGCAUGUCAUAUAUGCCCAUAAUUGCUGAGAACUCAGGGCAUCAAAAACAGAGUUGCUUAGUAUUUGUCUUAUUGUAUGGUAAGUAAGCUGGUUUUUCUUGUACUCUAGUAUUGCCUUGGGUAAUCAAAACUAGCCAUUGAAUUGCUACACAGAAUGGUUUUGUCUUCCAAAGUGUACAUAUCCCAAGAACUGUAGAUCUUGAAUUCAUGUCUUUUGAACUCUGAUACAUUAUAUGGAUCACCAGAUGGUUUAUUUAA